Molecule: messenger RNA, 578 nt
Organism: Harpegnathos saltator (Jerdon's jumping ant)
Lineage: Eukaryota; Metazoa; Arthropoda; Insecta; Hymenoptera; Formicidae
Exons: 5
Coding region: 176-559 (127 amino acids)
Source: RefSeq, a predicted model, not a curated record
CAUUAUUUUUUACCAACGUAUAUCGCGAAUCAAGACAAAGAUUUAUGCGCCUGCGUGACUAUGUAUUAGCUAUAAAUAUGUAGCUCACUUUUAACGCAAGAGUCAACCAUUAAAAUCCAUUUCGCCAAAUUCUUCACUUAUAUGUAUACUUACGGAUAUACUGAAAAGAUCGAGAAUGAAGAUUUUGUCAAAUUUCGUGUUUAUAUUGGUUAUUAUGGUAUUGGUUCAUGGUUACGAUCCUAAACGUGCACGAAAGUUUCAACAGAAUAUCAUGAGAUGCAAUCAGAAAUUGAACAAUAAUAUAUUAAAUGGUGACACGUUCAUUUGCGUAUUGGAAAAGUAUAGCAAAAUAUUUGACGAGAAUGGUUUAUUUAUAUUGGAUGAAGUCUUGAGUUUAAUUUGGGAUGUUAUUCCUAAAAGACACAAAGCGACGAUGGCAUUUGUGUCCUUCAAGAAGUGCUACGAUGAAUUAUCUACCGAAAAUAUCACAGCUAACCAAACGUCAAAGAUUAUGGAGUGUAGUUUACCGAUUCUACCUCAGUUGAUAAAUAAUAAUUAAAACUAAUCGUAGAUUUUAU